Messenger RNA from Blepharisma stoltei, 843 nucleotides. NCBI's taxonomy places the organism in Eukaryota, Ciliophora, Heterotrichea, Heterotrichida, Blepharismidae. The record is from the annotation of a GenBank genome assembly.
AUGCUGCUCAGGAACCUUCGAAGAGGUGUUUUUUAUUCCAAAAACAAGAGGUUCGACAUCUCUAAGCCUUACUCUGACACUCGAGAUGCUCAGCUAAUUUACAGGUUCCAAGAAAACAACUUGGACUCCAACGCUGCUGGACUUCAUGUCAUACACAUGCUCAAAAGAGCUGCUGUGACUGCAGCUUUCAUCAUUGGCACCGGCUAUUAUUUCAUAUUUCAUGGCAGCUCAAUGAAAGAAAAAUUUGAAAUCAAGUACCUGAGCAACCUUCCAGCUAAAGACUAUGAUGCUUCAGAUUAUGAUUACAAGUUCUGGGAACUGGUUCUUACGAAGCCACACGAAGAAUAUGGCAGACUAAUCAGCACAGACAACAUUGCUAAGGAUAGAUAUGCACUCGUGUAUCAUGGAGAAAUCACUGGGAGCCAUAUGGCAAUGCAAAGGUUUUCCAGGCUUCAGCGAUAUGUCUUACUAAGGAAAACUAUUUUACUGGAGUCUCUUUUUGUUGCUAUGGAUGAGCAGAUUUCUCCAGACACUCUGGCACAAUAUGUGGCGACUUAUUCGAAAGAUAUGCUUGCUGCUUAUCCUGCAAAUGAAGAAGUGAGGAGCGGGCUGAAAGAGGUUUUCCAGAAUAUUGGGUGCAUAUAUUUGCUGGAAAAGAACACAGGAAAUGUUAUUUAUAUCAUCGACCCGAAAAAACACCCACUGGAAGUUAUGAGUCAGAGAAUCAUUUAUAUCAUUUCUAAGCAUGAAGAUAUGAAAAUGAGCAGAGAAAUUGCUACGAGUGGCUUUGAUUUUAGAAGAGGACAGGAAGAUAAACUAGAGAUGAAGUCUCCCACUUAUUAG